Vidua chalybeata is the source of this 3308-nucleotide messenger RNA. It is a transcript of the gene UNC93B1, whose product is annotated as unc-93 homolog B1, TLR signaling regulator. NCBI's taxonomy places the organism in Eukaryota, Metazoa, Chordata, Aves, Passeriformes, Viduidae. Gene Ontology annotation, cellular component: lysosome; endosome. The transcript is spliced from 10 exons. Gene Ontology annotation, biological process: intracellular protein transport; toll-like receptor signaling pathway; toll-like receptor 7 signaling pathway. Bases 1270 to 3297 code for a protein of 675 amino acids. Gene Ontology annotation, molecular function: Toll-like receptor binding. The record is from RefSeq and is a predicted model, not a curated record.
ACAAGAUCUGGGAUGGGAUAGGAUGGAAUGGGACCUCCCUCUUGGGAUGGUGGAACUCCCAUGGCCACCGCACCACCACCAUGAACCUUGACCUAUUUGGACCCCACAGACACCCUUCAUCCUGCUCCCGUGACCACCCUGACCCAUGGGGUUCCCACAGACAUCCCUCAUCGUGCUUCCCAAGGGUUCCAUGGUCCAUAGACACCCACCAUGCUGCUACCAUGACUACCCUGACCCAUAGGCAUCCCAACAACACUCCUCAUCCUGUUUCCCAAGGGUUCCGUGAUCAAUAGACUCCACUCAUCCUGCUCACAGCAAGGGCCCUUGGCCCCGACACUCCAGGGCAGCUCUCAUUGCCUGGGGUGUGAGGGACCCUCAGGAUGGGUGUUGCCCCUGCCAUGACCCUUCUGGGGCUGUUCCAUACAUAUCCCCCUAUCCUGCAGAAACCAGCACCCUCCCAAGAGUCCCAUCUCAAGAAUCCCCCGCUACCGGCUGGGCCAGAUCCUGCCCCGGAGAUGUCACCCCGUCAGCCCUGCCCAGCAGUCCCCUCGCCCUGCCCCGGGGCACCCUGCCGCGCCACGCACCCGGGCACCUUCCCGGCCCCAGCUUUGGGGUGACACCAUGGCAGGCACGUGCCUUACACCCCCGAUUGGCGUGUCCCCCCACCCGGGCACUCUGGCACAUCCCGCCGGACCGGGAAGGGGAAGCGAAAGCAGCAGGGCGCAGCACCCAGUGCCACGGGGCACUCCGAGGAGGCAGCACCCACCCCGAGGCCUGGUGGGAGCGCUGGGGGGGCUGAGGGGUCACAAGGAAGCGGAGAGGGGGGUAGGGCUGGGGUGCUGUGCGAUGGGGGGGCAAUGGGUGCUGUGCGGGGGGGGGGGGUCAGGGUGCUGUGCGGGUUGGGGUAUGAUGAGUGCUGCAGAGGCCGGGGUGCUGAGAAAGGGCGCGGGUGGGGGGCACUGAGGAGUGCGGGCAGGGACCGGGGGUCCGGGAGCGGGGGGAGUCCGGGAACGGCCCCUUUAACCACCUCCGUCCCGCCCGUGCUAACCGAAAGAGGAAGAAGCGCCCGCCCCGCCCGCCUCGUGAGAGACUCCGGCACGGACGAGCGGGGCUGGGGUCGGUGUGACCGGGCGGGGGUGAGCAGGCUGGGGCACUGAGCCCAGAGGUGCAGUUCUGGGGAGUGCAAAGCUGGGUAGGGAGCACGGGAUUCAGGGGUGCAGGAUGUGAAGGUGUAGGGGUGUAGAACACAGGGGUGCAAACCACGAGUGCAUGAUCUGGGGGUGCCGAGCACAGAGGUUCAGGGCUUGGGGGUGCCAUGUACAUGGGUACACGGUGCUGGAUGUAGGGGUGCAAGGGCUAGGGGUGCUGGGCAGGAGGGUGCAGGGUCUGUGUGUGCAGGUCACAGGGAUGCAAAACAUAUGGGUGCAAGACUUGGGGUGCCAACAGGGUCCCUCCUACCGUGACACCAUGCAGGGCCCACCAGAAGCACCAAUGGAGAAGGACAUCGACAGCUGCCAGGAUGGGGCCAAGACAGUGCCAAGCGCCAGGCUGGGCACCGAGGGGACAGAGGCACAGCUGGAUGAUUUUGUGGGUGCUCACCCUGACUACAAUGAGGAGGAGGAGGAGCAGAAAUACUUUCGCCGCAAACGCCUCGGUGUCAUCAAGAACGUGGUGGCUGCCAGCCUGGCUGGCACCCUCACUUACAGCGUCUACCUGGGUCUGCUGCAGAUGCAGCUGAUCCUUCACUAUGACGAGACCUACCGGGAGGUGAAGUACAGCAAUAUCCAGUUGGAGGACAUUGACCGCAAGGUGCUGAUGGGCAUCAAUGUCACACCCGUGGCGGCGCUGCUCUACACACCCAUCCUCAUCAGGUUCUUUGGCACCAAGUGGGCCAUGUUCCUGGCAGUCGGCAUCUACGCCCUCUUCGUCUCCAGCAACUACUGGGAGCGCUACUACACGCUGGUGCCCUCCGCAGUGGCCAUUGGCAUGGUCAUCGUGCCCCUCUGGGCCUCCAUGGGCACCUACAUCAUGCGAAUGGCCCAGAAGUACUACGAGUACGUUAACUACAAGGAGGAGCAGGAGAAGGAGAGGCAGCGGGCGCCGCGGGACGCCUGCAACGCCUACAUCAUUGUCUUCCAGACCGUCUUCUACUCCUGCUUCCAUUUGAGCUUCGUCUGCGCUCAGAUGCCCAUGGUCUUCUUCCUCAACAACUACCUCUACCAACUCAACCACACGCUCUUUGCAGUGAAGCACUGCGGAACCCUGAGCCACGGCACGCUGCCUGGUUUCAACAAGACGGUGCUGCAGAGCCUUCCCCGCAGCGUCAACCUCAUCAUCGUGGAGAGCACGUUGAUGGCCACCGCCUUCCUCGCCAUGCUGGUGGUGAGCGCCGGGGCGGGAAGGGACAGGGGCGGGCUGGACGAUGGCAGGACCUCACCCACCGCCGCUCCGCAGGUGCUGGUGCUGUGCGGCGCGGCGUACCGGCCCAUGGAGGAGAUCGACAUGCGCAGCAUCGGCUGGGGCAACAUUUUCCAGCUGCCCUUCAAGCACAUGCGGGACUAUCGCCUGCGGCACCUCUUCCCAUUGUUCAUCUACAGCGGCUUCGAGGUGCUCUUUGUCUGCACUGGAUUUUCCCUGAACUACGGCGUGUGCGCCCUCGGGCUGGAGAGGUUGGCGUAUCUCCUCAUGGCCUACGGCUUCUCCGCCUCGGCGUGCUCCAGCCUGGCCCUGUGCAUGCUGCGCCUGCGCCGGCACAUCCCGCUCCUGGCCGGAGCCUUCAUCCACGCUGUGCUCCUGGUGACACUCUUCUGCUGGGCGCCAGAGCCCCGGUACCUGGCACAGGCACCGCUGCUCUACAGCAUUGCCGCGCUCUGGGGCACAGGCAGUGCCCUCAACAAGACUGGAAUCAGCAUCCUCCUGGGAAUGUUGUACAAGAAAAAGGAGCGCCAAGACUUCAUCUUCACCAUCUACCACUGGUGGCAAGCCCUGGCCAUCUUCACCGUCUACCUGUGGUCAGGGCUGCCCAUGAAGGCCAAGCUGUCCAUCAUGCUGCUGACGCUGGUGGUGGCGGUGGGGACAUACCUGUGGAUGGAGCAGAAGGUGGCGUGGAACGUGGAAGUCCGGCUGCCCCGCAUCCCGCGCCCACGCCACAAAACACGUGGAUACCGCUACCUGGAGGACAACUCGGAUGAGACUGGCUCUGACGGUGACGGGGACAAGGAGGACGAUGACAGGCACCCAACUGAGGCCACCAGGGAGGACGAGCUGCCAAAAGAGGACGGGGAGCAGCUGGGAUAGGGACAGCCUGU